Molecule: messenger RNA, 1287 nt
Organism: Pestalotiopsis fici W106-1
Lineage: Eukaryota; Fungi; Ascomycota; Sordariomycetes; Amphisphaeriales; Sporocadaceae
Exons: 1
Coding region: 1-1287 (428 amino acids)
Source: RefSeq, a predicted model, not a curated record
AUGCCCUUUAUACCAAAUACGCCCGAGUCUCUUCUAGGUCGCUCCGACUCUCUCAACCCAGAGUCGACAUGUAGAGGUAUCACCUCCAACGGCCGUCCGUGCCGACGUCCGCUCGGUGCCUCCCCGUCCGGCUCACCUGCCGCGUCGCGCACCAAAGUUCCAAAGAGAAAGAAGAACCUCCGUGUCGAUGACCCUGCCGAUCCCGACUUGUACUGCUGGCAGCACAAGGACCAGGCGAGCCUGUCUGCCAAGUCCAGCCCGGGGCCGGGGCGCGAAACCACGCCCAUCCUCGAGCAACGGGAGAGCUUGGACACGCUCAUCGACCGAUUGGGUAUCGUGGAAGCACAAAAGAGAAAGAAGAAGCCAGCAAACGGGGGCAUGGCCUCAGGUGGACGGGUCUCACAGGCUGCGCCGGGAAGCGUCGAAAAGCCACCCAUGCCGAAACCAAAGACCAAGAAGAAGGAAAAGACGUUCUGCUGCUGCUUCACGAUAGCAACGUAUGAGGAGGAAUUGCCGGCCAGACCCAAACCAAGACCGAUUCAGCCCCAUCCAAGCGCAGCAGGCGGCUCGUCAAAGCCUCCAUCCAACCAAUAUCUGUCGCCGUCCUCGGCCCAGACAUCGCGCCCCGGCGCCGGCGGCAAGUCCCCUCGGCGCAGCUCCGCCAAGUCUGACGCUUCGCAAACGUCCCAAUACCUCCAGCUGAUUCCGCCCUCGGCAUCGCCCCAGACUGCAUCGCAGCUCAUGGCCGAGCUCGCCAAGCCGAUUUCGCAGCAGGAUGAGCCCGGAUACAUCUACAUAUUCUGGCUUACGCCCGAGUCGCAGCCCAAGGCGCCCCCCGUCGAUGCCGCGCGCGACUUGCUGGCACCGCCGAGCCGCUCACCGGGACGACAGAGACGCACGAGCGACGUGCUCCAGUCGUACGCCACGCAAAAGGACAAGUCGUCCAAGACCAUCCUUCUCAAGAUUGGCCGCGCGUCCAACGUGCAGCGGCGACUGAAUGAGUGGACGCGACAGUGUGGCUAUAAUCUCUCGCUCAUCCGGUACUAUCCGUACAUUUCGGCCAAUGCGCCUUCGACGCCGCGCAAGAUGCCGCAUAGUCACAAGGUCGAGCGCUUGAUUCACCUCGAGCUUGCCGGAGCCGGACUUCGGGUCAGUGACAAGGGUACCUGUGAUGCUUGUGGCAAGUCUCACAGGGAGUGGUUCGAGGUUGAGGCAUCCCGAAAAGGCAUUGAAAUGGUUGACGAAAUUGUGAAGCGGUGGUCGGAUUGGGAUGAAGGAAGGCUUUAG